Molecule: messenger RNA, 3131 nt
Organism: Dermacentor andersoni
Lineage: Eukaryota; Metazoa; Arthropoda; Arachnida; Ixodida; Ixodidae
Gene: fray
Product: oxidative stress responsive kinase frayed
Biological process (GO): protein phosphorylation
Cellular component (GO): cytoplasm
Molecular function (GO): ATP binding; protein serine/threonine kinase activity
Source: RefSeq, a predicted model, not a curated record
GAAUCUCCCGGCGAACGGUGGGUCGCGCGCUCCGGUUGCCCGUCUGCCGUCCUGCCGCUUGCUGCAAUGCGCAGUGCGUUCGCGAUCCCGAAAGUACACGGCGCUGCUGUGUCUACGGCUGCUGGAGGCUUCGCCGCCGCCGCCGCCGCCUGUGUGCAACGCGAAACCGAUUUCACUGCGCGCGGAGCAAGGGCGCGGAACUCCCCAUUUCGCUCACGUAUCUUCAGAAGACGCGGCGGCAUUCGCUGCUGCUGCUGCUGCUUGCUGGACGUCGUUUGCAGCGCCGCCCAGACGCUGGUACUACCGGUUCCCCACCGGGCUCGUCUCCUUCUUAACAGGAUCGCCGAGGCACACGCCCUCCUCGUGCGUAACCAGCGAGCAACGAGCCCGGCGUGUGCGUGUGUAGUGCGAGCGCCGACGCGUGUUAAGCGUUCGCCGGUGCGGCGACGAGACGGUCUUGACUGCUUGACCACGCCGACUCGCCAGGAUGUGGCUACGGGUGGCUGCGCUCAAGAGUCGCCUCAGCUCGCAGCGGAAAAGGAAAGGGUCGUCGCGCGUGGCAGAAAAAGCCGGCAUUCCGAUCCAAGGCUCUCCCGGAGUGUACAGGCGCCGGGAGUCAGCCGCCAUCGCUCUCUCGAAUAACCAUGUGCAGCGAGUUCGAGAUCAGGCCGCUAGGCGGGGAAGCAUCGUUCCCGAUCUUCUCGCUGUCAAAAUGGCGGAGGCGGGCUGUACGUCGAGUUCGUGGCCCAACCUGAAGGAGGAUUACGAGCUCGGUGAAGUCAUCGGCGUUGGUGCCACUGCUACAGUUCACACAGCGUACUGCAAGCCCAGGAAAGAAAGAUGUGCCAUCAAGCGCAUCAACCUGGAAAAAUGGAACACAAGCAUGGAGGAACUCCUGAAAGAGAUCCAAGCAAUGAGUGCCUGCCACCACGAAAAUGUGGUCACCUACUAUACUUCUUUCGUGGUGAAGGAAGAGCUCUGGCUUGUGAUAAAGCUCCUGUCUGGUGGCUCCUUGCUGGACAUCAUCAAACACAAGAUGAAAGCAGAAGACUGCAAGCAUGGCGUCUUUGACGAAGCCACCAUUGCGACAGUUCUCAAGGAGGUGCUCAAGGGUCUCGAAUACUUCCACAAUAAUGGCCAGAUCCACAGAGACAUCAAAGCUGGAAACAUUCUGCUUGGUGAGGAUGGUGCUGUCCAGAUUGCAGACUUUGGGGUGAGCUCGUGGCUUGCGACUGGCGGCGACCUGUCAAGGCAGAAGUCCAGGCACACGUUUGUCGGCACACCCUGCUGGAUGGCACCCGAAGUCAUGGAGCAAGUCACAGGGUACGACUUCAAGGCUGACAUUUGGAGCUUCGGGAUCACAGCCAUUGAGUUGGUAACGGGCACUGCACCUUACCACAAGUAUCCUCCCAUGAAGGUGCUGAUGCUGACGCUCCAAAAUGACCCGCCCACGUUGGAAAUAGUCGGGGAGGACAAGGACCAGUACAAAAACUAUGGCAAGUCAAUACGCAAGAUGAUUAGCGAGUGUCUGCAGAAAGAUCCCACCAAGAGGCCUACUGCGACAGAGUUGCUGAAGCACCAAUUCUUUAAGAAGGCAAAGGACAAAAAGUACCUGAUGCAGACACUGUUGACAUGUGCUCCCACAAUAGAGGUUCGAGCCCAGAAGCAAUCUUCACCAAAGGUGGCAAGUUCUGGUCGGGUUGGUAAGAAACUUAAAAACUGUAGACGGGUUCCUGGCACCAGUGGCCGGCUGCACCGGACAGAGACGGGCGACUGGGUCUGGUCAGAUGGAGAGGAUGACGAAGACUCUCCUGAUGAGAGGGUGCGUCUUCUUGACCUGGCAGCACGAGAUGAGGCCAUCCUGAAAGCCAACCAGUCGACGAGUUCGUCGGACAGCGCCAUCGACAAUGCCCUGCCGGCUGACCAUGAGACGACCACCUCCGGAACCUCCUCUGGCUCCACGUCGGGGGCACCUGCGCCAAGCAAUCUCAUUCCCACACAACCGCCACCACCAGUGCCCGAGUCCACAGCACACAAUGAUGCACCUCAACAGCAACCUCCUCAGCAGCCUUCUGCAGCCGUAAUCUCAACUUCGGAGACCAUCAACCUUGUCCUCAGGAUAAGGAAUCAAAGGAAAGAGCUUAAUGACAUCAGAUUUGAAUUCACACGUGACAAAGAUACUGCUGAUGGCAUUGCCUCGGAGCUUGUUGGAGCAGGCUUGGUUGAUGGGAAAGAUGUUGUUGUUGUGGCAGCCAACCUGCAGAAACUGAUUGACAACCAGAUCAUGAAGACGACCACAUUUGCCUUGAAACAGACACCUGAGGAGGCUGCCGUGGACACUCCAGAUGACAAGGCGCUCAUCGGUUUUGCUCAACUUUCAAUCGUAGACUAACCAGAGCAAGCGUUGAAAGUUGGCAGAAACCCCGCGCCCCGCCGCAGAGAAGAAAAAGCCAGCAGGCCCACGAACCACACCGCCUUACAAGAUUGGUCUUCAUCAGCGAGCGAGUGCGCAUCUGCUGCAAGCAACUGAUGCGGGGAGGAGCGGCAUCAGCAGCAAAGUGGAGCAAGAGCAGUACAGUGCGACACCACUGCUGCUUUCUUCUCUCAUAUUUUUGUAAAGUGUAAAUUUUUGGUCAUUGAAUGCAAGGAGAAGGCAGGUUUUGUAGAAGCAAGGGAGCCAGCCACGAUGCAAGAAGCCGCUGCUGACGACGUGGCAAGGAUGUGCGACUGCAAACCGUGCAUGCGGAUGGACGAGCACACCACUGCUUCUUCGUAACCUGCACUUUUUGUUUUUCUUUUUGUGUAAGGAGCCUUACUACCUUCCCAGCUCAAUUUUUUUUUUUUUUUUUUUUUUUUUUUUUUUGUGCCCGCAUACGUAGGCCAUGCCAUUCAUGCAAGUCUCCCCCCCCCCCCCUUCUUCUCAUUCUCUAGUGCCUCGCCAGUCAUUGCUUCCACACUUUGGGCCGGGCGAGGCAUGUUUGAUUAUGCAAGUGUGUACCAUAGUCUCGGGCAAGGGUGCUGCUUUCCCCCUCUCCCUCUAAGGGCGGUGUGGGAGUGCGGCAGGGGUCAGUUUAAUUUAUUCAGAGGCAGUCAUAGACAACAACAAUAAAGGCAGAUUUCAAAGAAAUCAA